Molecule: messenger RNA, 1296 nt
Organism: Microdochium trichocladiopsis
Lineage: Eukaryota; Fungi; Ascomycota; Sordariomycetes; Xylariales; Microdochiaceae
Exons: 1
Coding region: 1-1296 (431 amino acids)
Source: RefSeq, a predicted model, not a curated record
AUGUACAUCAACUUCGUCGCCAGCAUCGGCGUCUACCUCGCUGUUUUCGUGUUCUCCGUGUCAGACAACUCAACCAUCACCAGGUCUAUCCUGAUCGUGGCCCAGCGUACCUUCGCUGCCCUGGUGCAGAGUCUGUCCGGCGUCGUCCUCAUCGUCAAGAGCAUCUUCACCAACGAGACCAGCCCGGAGCUCAUCCGGUACAUGGUGGACCACCUGUAUGACAUCAUCACCUUCGUCUUCGACCUCAUCCGGCCCUCUGGUGUCAUCACCACCGGCAAUCCCGACGAGGCUCCGGUCAACGACUACUGGGAGCUCGACUUCAAGCUGAAGGCGAACCGGCAGGCCAUCGGCGCGCAGAUCCAGCGUGUGCUGCUCACAAUCCGCGACAUCAUCGCGUUCGGCACGGUGCCCAACCUCCCCACAAGUCUCGACCAGCUGCCCAUGAACAUCGAGCUGCCCAGCGACAAAGAUGCGCAGGGCAAGCCCCCUUCCCCGACCUACAUCGCCACGCCCAAGGGCGGCGCCGCAUCGGCGGCCUGGGACGAGAAGUGGAUCUACAUCAACGGCAUCGGCAACGAGCGCGUGUGGUUCGAGAGCGCGUGCCACAAGAUCAGCGAGGCUUUCCAGCGGCAGGUCACGGGCGUGUACAACCGCAGCGACGGCAUCCUGUGGGACAUGAUCCAGUGCUUCGGCGAGCACUCGGCCGUCAGCGAGGCCGACAACAGCCUGAUUCAGCGCACCGCGUCGAGCAUCGCCGCCGAGCAGCGCCUCGAGUACGAGAUCCGCGGCGCACUCUGGCCCACGAGCCCGGGCGUCCCGCCGCCCAAGAAGCUCGUCCUCAUCUGUCACUCCCAGGGGUGCCUGCUCACACGGCUCGCGCUGCAGGCGCUGGUGACGGAGAACCCGGAGGGAUCCCAGCGGCGCAAUGAGAUGCGCGAGAAGCUCCGCGUGUUCCCGUUCGCGAACCCGAGCAUGGACUGGCGCGUCAAGGACAACGACAAGACCACCCAGUUCCUGGGAAACUACGCCCACAUCACCGAGCACUACGCCCACGAGGUCGACUUCGUCGCCAUGCUCGGCGUCAUCUCGCAUAUGAAGAACCCAAGGGACCCCAAGGCGGGCUUCAUGCAGGGCGGGUCGAGCGUCUUCACCAGCGUCAAGGGUCCCGCGAACCCUGCCGUCGGGCACCUCUUUGGCGCCCACUACGCGCUGGACCCGGAGUGGUACCAGAACGCGGACGAAAAUGGGGAGCCGUCGAGGCUGUUUGAGGCCCUGGGCGGUGUUCCCAUUGCUUAG